Messenger RNA from Calypte anna (Anna's hummingbird), 3408 nucleotides. It is a transcript of the gene DDHD2, whose product is annotated as DDHD domain containing 2. Gene Ontology annotation, molecular function: protein binding; triacylglycerol lipase activity; metal ion binding. The record is from RefSeq and is a predicted model, not a curated record. Gene Ontology annotation, cellular component: COPII-coated ER to Golgi transport vesicle. The transcript has 17 exons. Lineage: Eukaryota; Metazoa; Chordata; Aves; Apodiformes; Trochilidae. Bases 270 to 2495 code for a protein of 741 amino acids.
AGCCAAGCGGGGCCUGCGCUGCCAGCGGGACCGGGCCGGGCCGGGCAGCGGGACCGGAGACAGCACCGGGAGCAGCAGCGGGGCAGGGGGGGUCUCACCCCACGGACACGCGUGUGCCCCAAAAGGGAGGGGUGGUUGCUGACCCGCCGGGUCCGGACCUCCGCGACCCCCGGCGCGGGGGGGAUCUGGGGGCAGCGGUCGCUAUUUGGGAGGGGAUCGGCGGGUCGGGGGGUGCGCAGCCCCCCGGCAGCCCCCCCGACCCGGGCACCAUGUCCACCCGAGACCAGCCGCCGGCGCAGCCCCCCUCGGCCGAGGCAGUGGAGCCCGAGGGGGCGAACCGGUACGAGGCGGUGGUUCCGCACUGGUUCUACCGCAAGGUCAACGACCCCCGGGAGCGCUGGGUCCCCUUCAGCAUGCAGGACUCGGAGAGGCUGGAAGAGGCUCACUGCUCAGGGGGAGGUGAAGCAGAUGUGGUUGUGCCCACGUCGGGGGGUCGGUACGACGUGCUGCUGGGGCAGAGGCAGCGCGUGGCCGUGUACUGGGAGGAGGAGGUGGCCGAGGUCCGACGCUGCACCUGGUUUUACAAGGGGGACAAGGACAACAAGUACAUCCCCUACUCGGAGGCCUUCAGCGAAGAACUGGAGGAAGCUUACAUGGUUGCUGUAACCCUGGAUGAGUGGAAGAAGAAGUUGGAGUCUCCUAGCAGGGAAGUCAUCAUCUUGCACAACCCAAAGCUGAUGGUGCACUACCAGCCCGCGGCCAGCUCUGACGAGUGGGGCUCCACUCCCACCGAACAAGGUCGUCCCCGGACAGUGAAGAGAGGGGUGGAAAACAUCGCUGCUGAGAUCCCCAAUGGAGAGCCCCUGCAGAUCGAUCACUUGGUGUUCGUGGUUCACGGCAUCGGCCCCGCCUGCGACAUCCGCUUCAGGAGCAUCGUGCAGUGUGUGAAUGACUUCAGGAACGUCUCUCUCAGCAUGCUGCAGGCACACUUCAGGAAGGCCCAGGAGCAGCAGCAGAUCGGGCGGGUGGAAUUCCUGCCUGUCAACUGGCACAGCUCCCUCCAUUCCACUGGUGUGGAUGUUGACCUGGAGCGAAUCACCCUGCCCAGCAUCAACCGCCUGCGGCACUUCAUCAACGACACCAUCCUGGACGUCUUCUUCUACAACAGCUCCACGUACUGCCAGACCAUCGUGGACACGGUGGCCUCGGAGAUGAACCGUCUGUACCACCUCUUCCUCCAGAGGAACCCCCUCUUCAGCGGGGGGGUCUCCAUCGCGGGGCACAGCCUGGGCUCGCUCAUUUUGUUUGAUCUCCUGACCAACCAGAAAGCUUCUCCCGAGGAGGAGGAGGGGGAGGUAGGUGUGAUCCAUCGGGCCCCGGGGGGUGUUCCUGCAGGAGAAAGGAGACUCCAAAAGGCUCCGGAGAAAGGAGGAGAGCAAACCCCAGGCUGGCUGUGCUCACAGGGGCACAGGUUGGCCUCCAGCAGCAGGGGAAUUGAGGAGGUGAAAGAAAUCCUGAAGGAGCUGGAGCUGUCUGAAUAUUGUGAUGUCUUUGAGAAGGAGAAGAUGGAUGGAAAGGCACUGUUCUUGUGCACGGAGAACAACCUUAAAGAAAUGGGAAUCCCCUUAGGACCAAGGAUGAAGAUUCUCCACUACAUCAGCUCCCAGAGGCAGAUGCAGGACCAGAGCUCAGCAGUUCCCAGGCACCCUGGGGGGCAGGGGGCACCCCCUGGGUCCCCAUCACAGCACCAGGACAGCCCAGAGGACAACAGGAAUUGCCAGUACCGGGACAUUGGCUUAGGACAGGUCUCAGCUAACUACCCCCAGCUGGACUACAAGCCCACCAUCUUCUUUGCUUUUGGGUCUCCCAUCGGGAUGUUCCUAACGGUGCGGGGGGUGAAGAGGAUCAACCCCAACUACAGCCUCCCCACCUGCAAGGGCUUCUUCAACAUCUUCCACCCCUUUGACCCAGUGGCCUACAGGAUCGAGCCCAUGAUUGUCCCAGACCUGGAGUUUGAGCCCAUGCUGCUGCCCCACCACAAGGGCAGGAAGAGGAUGCACCUGGAGCUGAAGGAAGGGCUGACCCGAAUGAGCCUGGACCUGAAGAACAAUCUCCUGGGGUCCCUACGGGUGGCCUGGCAAUCCUUCACCCGGGCCCAGCUCCCAGCCCUGGAGGCAGCCAGCACCGACACCGGCACCAGCACCGAACCGGAGCCAGAAGCUGCAGCAGAGAAGGAGCCGGCCCUGAAGUCAGAGGAGCCCAGCGUGGCAGGGAAGGAGGAGGGGUCCCUCAUCAACGUGGGGAGGCUGAAUGGGGGGAACCGCAUCGACUACGUGCUGCAGGAGAAGCCAAUAGAGAGCUUUAACGAGUAUUUAUUUGCACUUCAGGGGCAUCUCUGCUACUGGGAGUCAGAAGACACUGUUCUGCUGGUUCUGAAGGAGAUCUACCAGACAAAAGGGAUCACACUGGAUCAACCCUUGCCAGGAGGCCAGUGACCACCCUGUGCUGCUCUGGCUGCUGGAUAUCCAAUUCAAGGGAAAAAAAAACCAAAAACAAAAAAAAAACCAACACCCACCGAGGGAAAACACUUCUGCUGGAGCAGACACAGCUCCUGCCCUGUGACUCCCCACAGCAACAGGUACUUUGCACCCUCCACCUUGCCAGCUCUCACUGCAGCUCCUCCAGCUCAGCUCGCUGGGACCUGGUGCCGAGGGUCUGGCUGCUCCUGAUGCAGUGAGGACACUCAGAGCUUUGUGACUUGGAGGAGGAAUAAAAGCCUUAAACACAGCCUGGAGAGAGCUCUGGCAGCCCCGUGGAGUGAAGGAGCUGGCUGGCUUCUCCCUGCCCCACCAGGAGCAAAGAGUGGGGGCUCUGGGAGGUGGCACCCCAGGGGUCAGCACCCAUGAAGGUGCCCACCAAGCAUCCUCACCUCCUCCAGCUGCUGCCUCGGGGUCCUGCCCUGGCACACAGCUCCCCAGAGCUGGUGCUGUGCCCCUCACCCUGCUCCUGCAUCCUCACCCAGCCCAGGGUGAGCCCCAAAAUGGGGCUGCAGAGGGGGGGGAAGCUUCACCCCCAGCUCCAGCCAGACCUGGGUGUGUGGGGUGGUUGCUGUGACAGCCUUUGGAAGGAGCCAAACCACUUCCCCUCCCACUUUGCCCUGCGUGGGCUGAGAAGCCUUUUCCCCACUGCCUGUGUGCUUGCCCUGCAUCGUUCCACAUCAUUUGCACUGUUUGGAAAGUUUUGUUUGCAGCCUCCAUCCCCUCCCCCCCAUCCCACCCCCAAGGAACAGAAGCUGCUCUUUCACCUGAGAGCUCAGAGCCUGAGCUGAUUGCUAAAGCAUCUCCUACAAGAGUAGGAGGAGGAAGAGUCUUAAGCUGGGGCACUCUCAUGAUCAGCUUUUUAAGUUAU